AUUUCUGUCUCCCGAUAGUAAUGAUAUGUAAUGGCACCGCAUCGCAUGCCGAUAUCGAGCACAUGCAGCAGUACCCACAGUUUAGGCAAAUAAAGCCUACCGCAUCAAGCCGCGAACUCUCUGUCCCCAUUCCUUGCUCCCACCACAAUGGUGUUCCAGCCUGCAACUGUUGAAGCGCCUCCGGUCUAUCGUUCAGAAAAGGAAGAGCAGCCUGAGGAUGCGUAUAUUCCUGAAAACCACCAUCUUCCUGAUGGCACUACGCCCAAUCUCGAGACAUACAUGUACUUCGCCAAGAUUCAACGUGAAAGGGAGAUCUUCUUUGCUAAGAAUGAAGCUCAAGGUCGUUUGGACCGCCUGAUCUCGAGAACAUUCGGGUUUUUCCAGGCAUCUGAUAACCGCUCCGUUGCAUCAUCUGAUGAGAAGAAUGGAACUGCUUCAGAGGAGGGCCGCGGCGCUCUAGUCACCGCAGGCGAGUUCCGUGCAGCUUCUGGAGCUCUUAGAACAGCCACGUGGGGGAGCGUGUUCUAUCUUAUUACGACCGACAUUUUGGGUCCUUACUCUACCCCGUGGGCAUUCCAACAAGUCGGAUAUGGUCCCGGUGUAGCCUGCUUCUUUGUCUUCGGUAUCAUGGCUGCAUACAGUGGCUUCCUCCUAUGGUGGAUGUUCUUGAAACUGGACUCGGAUAUAUAUCCCAUCAAGUCUUUCGGUGAAUUAGGGCAACGCAUCUAUGGUCGUUGGUUCCGGCAUCUUUGCAACAUCUUGCAAAGUCUGCAGCUCGUGUUCAAUGUCGGUAUUAUCAUUCUCAGUAACGGCCAAGGUCUUUCACAAAUGGCAAAAUUUCGUCUAUGCUUUAGCGUUUGUAACGUUGUUUGGACCAUAGCCGGAAUGGUGCUUGGCCAAAUUCGAACUCUUCAGAAGUUUGGUUCGGUCGCCAAUCUCGCUAUCUGGAUGAACAUAAUCACCUUGAUUAUGACGAUGGCCUCUGUGGCUAACUCAAGCCCUAACUAUGCCGCCUUUUUAACAAGCAACACCGGCCCUGUGAUGACUCAGGCAAUCAACCUACAGCCUUUCCAGUCCCAGCUCAAUGGUAUCAUGCAGAUUGUGUUCUCAUACGGUGGAGCCAUGAUCUUCAUUGAGUUCAUGGCUGAAAUGCGGCGCCCGAUGGAUUUCUGGAAAGCUAUGGCGUUUUCCCAGAUCUUCAUCUUCGUCGUAUACAUGUUCUUCGGCCUCUUCGUUUAUUCAUACCAAGGCCAAUACGUCGUUAACCCGGCCAACCAGGGAAUUUCCGCUUAUGGUUUACAGACUGCGACGAACGCCAUUUCUUUGACCGCUGGUCUCAUUGCUGCUGCUUUGUAUGGCAACAUCGGUGUCAAAGUCAUCUACAACAACAUCCUGGUGGAACUGUUCGGUUUCCCCCAGUUGACUGUGACUCGGGGUAAAUACUUCUUCGCCAUCUCAGUCUUAGUGUAUUGGUCCAUUGCCUUCGUUAUUGGCUCCGCCGUCCCGCUGUUCAGCUCCAUCUCGUCGCUGAUUGCCGCCGUUUGCAUCUUCCAGUUCACAUACACCUUCCCGCCAUUUAUGAUCUUGGGUUACUUCAUGCAAAUGGAUGCCACAAAAGGUGACAGAGAAUUUGACAUCAAUAACCCCGAUGCCCACCGUGUUGAUACCUGGAGGGAUUCAUCGCGUUGGAAACGUGCAUUCUUCAACAGGAAUGCCUUCUUUAAUGUGUGGAACUUCCUUCUCGCGCUCGCGUGCUUGUCCUGCGCUAUUCUGGGCGCGUACUCGGCCGUCCAGUCGAUCGUGACUGCGUUCCAAACCUCGGGUGCUGCGACAGCGUUUAGCUGUAGGUCGCCAUUGGAUAAAAGUGGUUAAGGCAUCUUCCUAUGAAGUUGGAUGCGUGUUUUUUUUGUUCAAUUGAAAGCUGUAGAUUGAGAUGUCUUCACGAUGCUGAACUUGGGUAUGAUAUCCUUAGUAGUCUGACACGCUCGCCUGUAACGUUAACCUAAUGUACCAAUGACAGGAUGAAUGAAACGUUUGUUAUGAUCACUAGACAAUUUGCAAUCG
This is a messenger RNA of Suillus clintonianus, 2064 nucleotides long. Its product is annotated as transmembrane amino acid transporter protein-domain-containing protein. The transcript is spliced from 8 exons. NCBI's taxonomy places the organism in Eukaryota, Fungi, Basidiomycota, Agaricomycetes, Boletales, Suillaceae. The record is from RefSeq and is a predicted model, not a curated record. Bases 148 to 1872 code for a protein of 574 amino acids.